ACGACCUAUAUAGGCCUUCCUGCCCUCCCCCUCACUCCCGCCGCUGCCGCCGCCGCCGCCCUCGAACUCGAAGCCCGCCGCCUGCGCCUCACCCCCUCCGCGUCGCGUACCCUUGCCGCCGGUCUCCUACCUCCGCCACCAUGGGGAAGACACGAGGUAUGGGAGCUGGGCGCAAGCUCAAGACCCACCGCAGGAACCAGAGGUGGGCUGACAAGGCAUACAAGAAGAGCCACUUGGGUAAUGAAUGGAAGAAACCGUUUGCUGGAUCAUCUCAUGCCAAGGGCAUCGUUCUGGAGAAGAUUGGUAUUGAGGCCAAGCAACCGAACUCUGCCAUCCGUAAGUGUGCUCGUGUUCAGCUGGUGAAGAACGGGAAGAAGAUUGCUGCCUUUGUGCCGAAUGAUGGUUGCCUUAACUACAUUGAGGAGAAUGAUGAGGUGCUGAUUGCUGGAUUCGGUCGUAAGGGACAUGCCGUGGGAGAUAUUCCCGGUGUCAGGUUCAAGGUUGUGAAGGUUUCUGGUGUGUCCCUGCUCGCCCUCUUCAAGGAGAAGAAGGAGAAGCCAAGGUCAUAGAUUGCUUUUGGAUAGGCAAGAGUUGGGUAGACUGUCAAGGCUCUAUUAUCAAACUUAAUUGUGCUAGCAAGAGAGCUGUAUCUUUUGUUAACAUUGCCAUUGAGAGUUUUGUUUCCAUUUUGAAGAUAUUAAUGUUGCAUUGCUGCUUCAAGCUGGGGUUUCCACCCAGGUGGUUGUGACUUGCCUUCAGUUUGAGAAAUCUCUUGUUUGUUAGUC
Molecule: messenger RNA, 785 nt
Organism: Panicum virgatum (switchgrass)
Lineage: Eukaryota; Viridiplantae; Streptophyta; Magnoliopsida; Poales; Poaceae
Product: 40S ribosomal protein S23
Exons: 4
Coding region: 141-569 (142 amino acids)
Biological process (GO): translation
Cellular component (GO): cytosolic small ribosomal subunit; ribosome
Molecular function (GO): structural constituent of ribosome
Source: RefSeq, a predicted model, not a curated record